GAAAUCCAUUUGCAACAAUGUCUCCGAGUACUAAUAGAACUUGACGCAAGUGCAGAAAGAGAGAGGAUGGUACAACUUGUACAAGAAGAUAUUGAGCUUUACGACAAGUCAAAACUGGAAAUCCAAACCAUUGAAAAGUUAUGGAUCGAGGCGACCAAAGAAUUGAACACCCUUCUCGAAAUGAAUGAAUAUUGGGGACGGCAUGUCAUGCAUUUCAAGAUAAAGCAUGGACUUCUUGCGCUCAAACCUGUUUCGGUAGAUGUCCCAAUGGAUUUGAGUAUUUUAGAAGAACUGGCCAAAUUGUUCGAGAAGGUCGAAGGGUUGAGAAAUCUUGUCCUCUUGGAGAAGAGUGAAUCGAAAAAGGCAGAAUUGGAGAGCCAACUUUCUCAGGGGGAACAAUUCUUGAAAAAUUAUCUCACCCAGAGCACAACAUCCGAUCAAAUUCGUAACAUUGUCGCAUUUACGAAUGAAUUUAUAUCCAUGGCAACCAAAAGUUUGGACAUUUCCUAUGUAAAUCGAGAAGGUGGAAUGAUGGAUAAUAUGAAAAAAUACCGACAACUGUCAGAUCAACAGAAAAAGUUGGGAAGCAAGUUUGCAGAUCUUUUAGCGCAAAAUGAGAAAAUACCUGAACUUAUUUACGACCAGCGAGUGCACGAUGAGACUAAAAGGAUUGAGUUGUAGGUUAUCAUCAGCGGGGUACAAUUACAUAUGUAAAAGUUUGUUCAGAAUUGAAGGCUUUACUAUGUAAUUCAAGUUCAGCCUUCUCCAGUGGCGGCGGAAGCAGGGGGACAGGGGGACAUUGUCCCCCUAGAAAUUCGCCAAAAUCGUAUCUUGCCCAUGUUAAGAAGCCUCUCCUUCUCCUAUCCCAUAAUGUUAAUGUCCCGACAUGUCCCCCCAACUUCCUCCGCCACUGGCCUUGUCACGCAGGCUACGCAACAGGCAUUUCUGUUUUAAACAGAAUAAUGAGAUAUCCGACUGCAAAUACAUAAAUAUGUAUGUAAAAAUGUCUUUCUUAUGCAGUAUUUUAAUAAAAUUGGAAAUGGUAGUGAUAUCAGUUAUUAAUUAAUAUUAAUAUCUAACCUACCAAUGUUAUCGUUAGUGUAGUAUCGCGGUCGCUCGGAAUAUGUAUGUAUCUACACAUACUUUAUUGUUUGUAUUUGAAUAUAAACCACAUAUUUUUGUACACUUGGAGGGAGUUCAAAAAUUGACUCGCGAUUAGCAUGGCCACCCCGAAAUAUUUAGCCGUCAAUUUGUCGGACUUGAGACAUCUCUAACGCAAGGAUAUAUGUAAAUCCCUAAAUUCUACAGAAUCCCAUCUUAUCCAUGUUUCUUGUAAUACAGGGUGUUAAUAAAGUCCGAUCCCAU
This is a messenger RNA of Folsomia candida, 1365 nucleotides long. RefSeq lists its product as uncharacterized. The transcript is spliced from 4 exons. The record is from RefSeq and is a predicted model, not a curated record. The coding region runs from base 67 to 681 and encodes 204 amino acids. Lineage: Eukaryota; Metazoa; Arthropoda; Collembola; Entomobryomorpha; Isotomidae.